GACAUCGCAGACAUCAUGUAAUUCACCCAAUUUGCGAUAGGCAAUGCCAUGGGUAAUCGGGUAGGCACGUGAGCAUGGAACACAUCGACCUGGAUGUUCACUCGCCGGAGUUCUUGGCCUCGCUCUCUUUAUCUUUCCAGAACUUGCUUGUGCAGAAGCGGUGCAACAAAAAGAUCCGACCGACCGAACGACCAAGUGAACCAGGCAGAUCAUAUGGAUCAAGCCAAGCCUGUGGCUGGAGUCUGGUCCUUUUGAUGAAUCUCUUCAUUGCGUUUCAGAUGGACGGUUUUUGGAGGCUGUCACUUCCGUGGUUUGCGCUUCAACCACUUGGGAGCUUCAUUGUGAAGUUGGGAUCUGUGUCUUUGUUCAUCCUGAUUGAGUUCUUCUAUGCUUGCGCAAGUCUUGUUGAUCCUGGCAGUCCUGGCAAGAAAGAUGUUAUUUCAGAUAAGUCAGAUAGGUGGUGCAACUACUGCAUGGCCCCAAAACCAGACAGGUGUCAUCAUUGCAGCACUUGCCGUCGUUGUGUGCUUCGCAUGGACCACCAUUGCAUCUUUACCAAUUCGUGCGUUGGCCUACGGAACCAGCCACAUUUCCUGGUCUUCGUUUUUCUGACCAUGUGUGGAUCUGGUCUCUCUGCACUGGCAGCAGCUCCACAAAUAACUGCGGCAAUGGCACUGAGCGGAGAACGCACAAUGAGACAGGUUCAUCUCAUUGGUGUGUGCCUAUCUGCAGCCAUUGCCUCCUUUCUUCUUUGGAAUUUGCUAUUGGCUCAGAUGCACUUGCUUAUCAGGAAUGAAACAACUAUUGAGAGUUCGAAGAACUGGGCAGAUCGCUGUCACAGCAGCUAUGACCGAGGAGUCCGGGAGAAUAUUGCUGAGGUUUUCGGCUCAAAUGUCGCCGGAUGUAUCCCGAAUUCUGUCUUUGACAUCUUCGACGGAUUGGACCAAUUUCUCGCAGAUUCAUGAUAGUGUGUCAACAGACCUUAUCAAGGGUUGCUGACUCUUUGAUUCCGACAAAGUUCGCUGCUCUCAUAAGAUUUGUCAAAA
Cladocopium goreaui is the source of this 1046-nucleotide messenger RNA. Lineage: Eukaryota; Dinophyceae; Suessiales; Symbiodiniaceae. The record is from the annotation of a GenBank genome assembly.